Closterium sp. NIES-67 is the source of this 1610-nucleotide messenger RNA. The record is from the annotation of a GenBank genome assembly. Lineage: Eukaryota; Viridiplantae; Streptophyta; Zygnematophyceae; Desmidiales; Closteriaceae.
AAUUUAUAUUCCACCAGAGCCAGAGCGAGGUUCUGCUUGGGCAAGCUUACUUCUGUAUUGUACCCCCCCCCGCCCCCGUAUUCCCCUCGUGACUGCUCUUUGUGUUCGAUCCCAUAUUAGAACCGCCGUCGGCUAGCAUCUUGUGCUGUAGUGCGGCUUCCCACGCGCCGGAAAAUGGGUCUCCGCGGUCCGACGACGUACGACGCCGAGCCCACGCGGCGUCCCGACAUGAUCGUUAACUACCAGGCGCCGUACAACGCGGAGACGCCCCCCUCGCUGCUGGGGACGGCGUUCGUGACGGGCGCGGAUGCGUUCUACGUGCGCAGCCACGGGCCCACGCCCGUGCUGGACGACGCCGCCAGCUAUCGUCUUCAAGUGGGCGGUCUUGUGCCCAAGCCGCUCGCGCUCUCCCUCCAGGAAAUCAAGUCCAUGCCAGCUGAGACCAUCGUGGCGACCAUGAUGUGUGCCGGCAACAGGCGCACGGAGAUGAGCACUAGGCGCAAGGUCAAGGGCGUGGGAUGGUCCCAGGCUGCCAUUGGCAAUGCCACGUGGACGGGGGUGCGUCUAUCGCACGUGCUGCAGCUAGCAGGAGUGACCCCGCGCUCCACGCGCACCUCGGCAGGCGGCAAGCACGUGGAGUUCACCAGCGUUGACAUCUGUCCGGAGGAGAAGGGAGGUCCCUACAAGGCUUCUCUGCCGCUCAUCCAUGCCUCUUCGCCUGAGCAGGAUGUGCUCCUCGCCUACAAGAUGAAUGGAGAGGACCUCACUCCAGACCACGGCUUCCCUCUGCGCAUCGUUGUUCCCGGGGUCAUCGGGGCGCGUUCGGUGAAGUGGCUGGAUCGCAUUGACGUGCUGUCGCACGAGUCGCAGGGCUUUUUUAUGCAGCGCGACUACAAGAUGUUCCCGCCUAACAUCGACUGGCACAACAUCGAGUGGAACACCCGCCGCCCCAUCAUGGACUUCCCUAUCCAGUCCGCCAUAACUGAGCCUGCAGUGGGGGACGCAGUGCAGCCAGGUCCUAUCACCAUUCGCGGGUACGCAGCAGUGGGUGGCGGGCGCGGCAUCGAGCGGGUGGAGGUGUCAACUGAUGGGGGCGCCACCUGGCAGGAGGCCACGCGCCUGCCGCACACCAUUGACAACCCGUCCAAGCUCGGGCUGCUGCAGGGGCCAGCAGCAGCAGGGGAGGGCGGCGGCGUGUAUGUGGCAGAUGCAGAGGAGGAGGGCGAGGGGCGGUUCAAGUGGGCGUGGGUGCUGUGGCAGCUCAACGCCACCGUCUCUCCCCCCUGCCAGAUUGUUGCGCGUGCGGUUGAUUCGUCGUCCAACACUCAACCGGAGGAUGUGGAGAGCAUUUGGAACCUGAGGGGGGUGCUCAACAACUCAUGGCAUCGUGUGGACCUCAAGGCUGCUGCUGGCACUGAUCCUCCUGCUAAGCUCUAGCUUGCUCGCAACAUGUGCUCUUGUCCUGAGACUUUCAUAACCGUUUCAGUUGCAACUCUCAGAGUAAAAAGUUGAUGAUGGGGUACAAGGGAAUGUAACCUAAGGUGUUGUACUCCAUAUGAGCAUGCACCUAUCUAGCCUAUAACAUAUACAAAACAUAUGUUGACACACCC